Messenger RNA from Cokeromyces recurvatus, 1670 nucleotides. RefSeq names its product kinase-like domain-containing protein. Gene Ontology annotation, molecular function: ATP binding; protein serine/threonine kinase activity. The coding region runs from base 147 to 1334 and encodes 395 amino acids. The record is from RefSeq and is a predicted model, not a curated record. Gene Ontology annotation, biological process: protein phosphorylation. The transcript is spliced from 6 exons. Lineage: Eukaryota; Fungi; Mucoromycota; Mucoromycetes; Mucorales; Mucoraceae.
UUUUUUUUUUAACAAUCAUUACGAAAAAAGGUAGUAAUUGAUUCUUUCUUAGGAUCCUCUAUUUUACUUUUCCUCCCUUUUUUAUAUAGAAUCUAUUUUCUCUUUCCUAUUUUAUAUAUAUUUAUAUAAAUUAUUUUGUCUUUGUCAUGCUUAAAUCUAAACGAGAUAUAGUUCAAUUAGAUGAGCGAUUGGAUGAACUCAAGUUAUCAUCAACUGAAUUACCCUCUGGGAUGGGUAAUUCCUUACUAAAAUUACGUUUACAACAACAAGAUGAUCCACCUAGUAAUUACAAUAGUGAUACAGAUGAACCUGCACCUAGAAAACAACAUGAUCCUUUAGCUCAAGUCACACAUGAGGUUAUCCUUGAACACGAUUUUGAUGGAUUAGCUAAUGAGCACAAACAACAAGCCACCCCUACAGUUAAUCGCAACGACUUUCAUCCAAUUUGUGUAUUAGGAAGAGGAGCAUUUGGUAAAGUCUAUUUGGUCAAACAUGAGAAAUCGAAGGAACUUUAUGCGAUGAAGGUCUUGAAGAAAGCAUCUUUAAUAGUACAUGGUCAACAAGCUAUUCAAGCUAAAACUGAAAGACAAAUUUUGGAAGAAGUGAGACAUCCAUUUAUUGUGAAAUUGUGUUAUGCAUUUCAGACACCAACAGAACUUCAUAUGAUUUUAGAUUAUGCAGUAGGAGGAGAAUUAUUUCGUCACUUGGAUCAAGAGGGUAUGUUUGAAGAAAAAACAGCCGUAUUUUAUGCUGCAGAGCUUGUAUUGGCUUUAGAACAUUUACACUCGUUGGGUAUUGUGUAUCGUGAUUUGAAGCCAGAAAAUUGUUUAUUAGAUAUUGAAGGACAUAUCUUAUUGACUGAUUUUGGGUUAUCCAAGGUAGCAGUAGAUGGAAAGACAAAUACGAUAUGUGGUACAGCUGAAUAUAUGGCACCUGAAAUUUUAAUGGGGCUUGAAUAUGAUUUGACAGUAGAUUGGUGGAGUUUAGGUAUAUUAAUUUAUGACAUGAUCACAGGCUCUCCUCCAUUUAGUUCAAAUAAUCGACAAAAGACGAUUGAUUCUAUUUUAAAGAAAAAAAUCCCAAUGCCUUAUUAUUUAACCUUUGAUGCUAAAGAUAUCUUAUCAAAGUUAUUACGUAAGAAUCCAAAUGCUCGACUUGGAUCAAAACCAAAAAAGGCAGAUGCUAUUCGUCGACAUCGAUUCUUCCGUAAUAUAGAUUGGGAUGCUUUAUUACGUCGAGAAAUAUUACCACCCAUUGUACCUAUUGUUACCGAUCCUGAAGCAGCAGAAGUAAUUAUAGAUAUAUACAUGUGUCAUUGUGUGUCUCUAUACUAACUUGUUCAUUUAUAGAAUUUUGAUCCCUUGUUUACAAAUGAACUUGUUGUAGGGUCUCCCGGAAUAAAUACGAAUCAUAGUCAUUUAACAGCAUCAAAUGAAAGUGACUAUAAUAGCCACUUCUUAAACUUUAGUUAUGUGGAUACCUCUAUUUUAUAAAUGCUUACGUAAUACAUAUAGAAUAUAAUUGGAACAAAAAAAAAGUAUAAUAUUUAUGCCGCCAUUAAUAAUUAUGCAAUCAAAUACAGCAAUAAUAAAGAGAAGAGAAAAACAAUUUCAUAUUAUUUCAUUAAAGAGAUUAAAAAAAAAAAAAGGAAAGGACAAAAAAAAAGAAAA